Molecule: messenger RNA, 349 nt
Organism: Staurois parvus
Lineage: Eukaryota; Metazoa; Chordata; Amphibia; Anura; Ranidae
Source: the annotation of a GenBank genome assembly
UCAUGCUGCUGCCAAGUCCAGAGUCUGUCAUGGUCCCUGUACGGCCUCCCAUUGCUGCUGUCUCCAUCGCCACACUCUGCUGCCAUGUGCCACUUUCAGGUCUCUUCACACUGCUGGUGUGUUAAAUUUUUUGACAUAGGGUGCAGGCAGAUUACGGGCCUCACAUAGCUGCUGCCAGGCCCCUAAUCUGCCAUGGGCCCCUAUAUACCGCCUCCUCAUGCUGCUGCCAGUCCAGAGUCUGUCAUGGUCCCUGUACGGCCUCCCAUUGCUGCUGUCUCCAUCGCCACACUCUGCUGCCAUGUGCCACUUUCAGGUCUCUUCACACUGCUGGUGUGUUAAAUUUUUUGAC